UGUUUCGCCCACCCCUAGUUUUCCAGCAGCUUCUUCUUUAUCGACAAACAGAAGGGGAAAAGACAUCGGCGUAAGCUAGCUCCGUAGCAAAAGCGCCUCCAGCUUCUUUAUCCGCUUUAUUUAUGCGGAAGCGCCAUUGAUAAUCAAUAGAAUUUUCUGGAACGUUUUCGUAUAAUUGAAGCUCUUGUUCACCCCUGUCGCUUUUAUAACUGGGCUUGCCUAUUGGUAACACUUUCAUUUGAUUCAAUUAUAUUGAAUUUCACUCGUCCCCGUUCAUCAAAAGCAUCGAUUUUUCUUUCUGGGUUUUCAAUUCUGAAUCAAACCCACAUCAUAUAUCUUAGUGAAUUUAGCUGUAUCAAGAUGGCGAGAAACGCUAACAGUAGCGUGUUUCUCGAAGAAUGGUUAAGGGUUGUGAGUGGAAGCAGCGUCUCUAGUCCUUUAGUGAAGCAGAACUCUGCAGCACCAUCUGCGAGGUCUAUUAUUCAAGCAUGGUCCGAGAUUCGUGAGUCUCUUCAAAGCCAGAGGUUCGAUACACGUUACCUUCAAGCUUUGAGAGCUUUGGUUAGCUCUGAGUCCACUAUCCACGUCGCUGAUCCCCAAGCAAAGCUUCUUAUCGCUAUACUAUCUCUAAAAGAUGUCUCUCUUCCGUAUGAGUCUUGCACGCUUGUUAUGAGAUUACUCUAUGUGUGGAUUAGGAAAGCUUUUCGACCCUCUCAGGCUCUUGUUGGUUCUGCCGUUCAGGCUAUUCGUGGAGUUGUUGUUGAUGAUGGUAGGAGUAAUCUGCAGCCAGUGUUGGUAGCACAGAGCGUUCUGGUGGCUGGUGCUUUUGCGAGUGCGCAUUCUCUGUCGGGAGAGUUGAAAGUGUUGACCUUGGAGUUGCUAUGUAGGCUUUUGGAAGGAGAGGGAUCACUGGUGGGAUCUCGGGAAGAGCUUGUUCCUGUAGUGCUUGCGGGGAUCGGGUAUGGUUUAUCCUCUUCGUCUGAUGUUCAUUACGUUAGGCUAUUGGAUUCCUUGUUUGGCUGCAGCAUUUGGUUGAAAGAUGGUAGUGUCACUCAUGGUCUGAUGGUUCUUCAUUUGGUCGAGUGGGUUGUGUCAGGUUACUUGAGGUCUAAUUAUGUAAACAAGAUGUCUCUCUUUGCAAACGAGGCACUAGAGAUGUCUAAGGGGAACUACACUCUUUUUACUGUCCUAAUGGCCGCGGCCGGAGUACUCAGAGCUUCCGCGGCAGGAUCCAGCGGUGGUUCACAGAAUCUUGAGGUUGUUUCUGAACUUAGAAACUCCGCGGAAAAACGUAUAGAAGCUGUAGCUCAACUUUUAGUUGCUAAUGGUUCAAUCACUCAGAGAGAUGAUCUUCUGUUGAAGUGCUUUGCUAUAGCAUUGGCUCGAUGUGGGACUGUUUCUCCCUCUCCUCCUCUGCUUCUGUGCCUCGCUUCUGCAUUGUUAACUCAGGUGUUUCCUCUGGGCAAUAUAUAUGAAUCGUUUUGCAAAGAUCCUAUUGGACCAAGACUCAUUUGGGUGAGGGAGCAUCUUUCUGGUGUUCUCUUCAAGGAAUCAGGGGCCAUAACCGGAGCUUUCUGCAAUCAAUACGCAAAAGCAAAUGAAGAGAACAAAUACAUUGUGGAGAAUAUGAUUUGGGACUUCUGUCAAAACCUCUACUUACAGCACCGUCAGAUCGCUCUACUGCUUCGUGGUGUAGAAGAUACAUUGCUUGGAGACAUAGAGAAGAUCGCAGAAUCAUCUUUCCUCAUGGUUGUCGUCUUCGCGCUAGCUGUUACGAAACAGUGGCCGAAUCCAACAGUGUCUGAAGAAAGAAAGAUGGAGACGUCAGUCAAGAUACUGGUUUCUUUCUCCUGUGUAGAGUAUUUUAGGCAUAUUCGUUUACCUGAAUACAUGGAGACGAUCAGAGAGGUGAUCUCAUGCGUCCAGGAGAAUGAUGCAACUUGUGUUUCGUUUGUAGAGUCCAUCCCUGCCUAUGGUAGCUUGACGAAUCCAAAAGACUUGUUUACGCAGAGGUUAGAGUAUGAAUGGUCAAGAGAUGAUGUACAGACAUCUCGAAUAUUGUUUUAUCUUCGAGUAAUCCCAACUUGCAUUGGAAGGUUAUCUGCUUCUGCCUUCAGGAGAGUUGUUGCAUCAACCAUGUUUUUAUAUAUUGGACAUCCUAACAGGAAAGUGGCACGAGCAUCUCAUACUUUGUUUGUAGCGUUUCUCUCUUCAGCAAAGGAGUCGGAAGAGGAGGACGAAAGAAACCAACUCAAAGAAGACCUUGUUUUCUAUUACAUGGAAAGAUCUUUGGAGGUUUAUCCUGAGAUCACACCAUUUGAAGGUUUGGCUUCAGGCGUUGCAGCCUUGACCCGGCAUCUACCUGCAGGAAGUCCUGCUAUAUUUUACUCUGUCCACAGCCUUGUUGAGAAGGCUUCAACGUUUCACACCGAUGAGUCCCAAGGAAGAAAGUCUGAUCCUGGUAAUCAGAUUCUUGACUUGCUUCUGAGACUCGUCUCUUUGGUUGAUAUACAAGUGUUGCCGUAUCUGAUGAAGUCAUUAGCACAGCUUAUUAUAGUGUUACCAAAAGAAAAGCAGAACAUGGUGCUUGGUGAACUGUAUGGUCAAGUGGCUGAAUCAGACGAUGUGAUUCGCAAGCCUUCUUUAGUCUCUUGGCUACAGUCACUGAACUACUUGUGUUCUAAUAACCGGACUCAAGGCUCAGGUUCUGGACCAACUAUAGACACUUCGAACCAGUUGGCUGCUCGGCUCUAGGAGGAAUCUCCUCAUAGUUUAGCAAACAUGUAAUAUAGAGAAUAAAAAUGUAGUUUUCCUAUAUGUUAACUAAGUUUUCAUGUAGUAAGCAGAGUUUGGAAUAUAUCUCCUAUUGAUGUCAUAACUCAUGUUCCCAUCUUGUGUUAAGAGUCAGGCAUUCCUUA
Messenger RNA from Brassica oleracea var. oleracea, 2918 nucleotides. RefSeq lists its product as uncharacterized. The transcript is spliced from 5 exons. Bases 361 to 2754 code for a protein of 797 amino acids. The record is from RefSeq and is a predicted model, not a curated record. NCBI's taxonomy places the organism in Eukaryota, Viridiplantae, Streptophyta, Magnoliopsida, Brassicales, Brassicaceae.